Zygotorulaspora mrakii is the source of this 1272-nucleotide messenger RNA. RefSeq names its product protein kinase RIO2 (gene RIO2). The record is from RefSeq and is a predicted model, not a curated record. Lineage: Eukaryota; Fungi; Ascomycota; Saccharomycetes; Saccharomycetales; Saccharomycetaceae. Gene Ontology annotation, cellular component: nucleus; preribosome, small subunit precursor; cytosol. Gene Ontology annotation, biological process: maturation of SSU-rRNA; protein phosphorylation. The transcript has a single exon. The coding region runs from base 1 to 1272 and encodes 423 amino acids. Gene Ontology annotation, molecular function: protein serine/threonine kinase activity; ATP binding.
AUGAAAUUAGAUCUGGGGCACAUGCGUUACUUGACCGCAGAUGAUUUUCGAGUCCUGAAGGCUGUCGAACAGGGCUCGAAAAAUCAUGAAGUGGUUCCAACUGAAAUGAUACACCACCUAUCGGGAUUGAGAGGUGUAUCUGGUACGAACAGAGCUAUUAGUGACCUAGCGAAGGUCAAAUUGAUCUCAAAGGUUAGAAAUGCCAAAUACGAUGGUUACAAACUGACUUAUAAUGGAUUCGACUUUCUGGCAAUAAAGGCAAUGCUUAAUAAGGACUCUGUAUAUUCAUUUGGUAACACCAUUGGUGUGGGUAAAGAGUCCGAUAUUUACCAAGUCAGCGACAAAGAAGGCGUCAAAAAAGUGAUGAAGAUUCAUAGACUAGGAAGAACAUCUUUUCAUACAGUUAAGAAUAAUAGAGAUUACUUGAAAAACUCUAGACAAGGUACGAACUGGAUGAAACUUUCUUUAUUGGCUGCCUGUAAAGAAUAUGAGUUCAUGUCUCUUCUACACUCCAGCGGUUUCGUUGUACCAAAGCCGUAUGACUACUCGCGUCACAUUAUCCUGAUGGAGUACAUAGAUGGGCUGCUGAUGAAAAACCUUAGAAAGCACAAAAACAUACCAAAACUUUACAGUGAUCUAAUGUGCUUUGCUGUGCAUCUUGCUAAUAGCGGUCUGAUUCAUUGUGAUUUUAACGAAUUCAACAUUAUUAUCAAGAACGAAGAGCAAAUAAAUGAUCCAGAAGAUUGUGGAUUUAUCGUUAUCGAUUUUCCGCAGUGUGUUUCCAUUCAACACAAAGAUGCCGAAUUUUAUUUUCGAAGAGAUAUUGACUGUAUUCGCAGAUUCUUCAAGAAGAAAUUGAAAUAUGAACCAAAGCAAGAUGUAUCAAUGUUAGAUACUGACGGUUUCGGUGAAGGUUACAAAUAUGCAUAUCCCGAAUUUCUCAGAGAUGUUAAAAGAACCGGUAACUUGGAUGAACUUAUCCAGGCUUCUGGUUUCAACAAAAAACAUCCCGGUGAUAGAGAUUUGGAAGAGGCUGUGGAAGGCAUGAGAAACACGGAGUAUUAUUCUGAUGGUGAGGAAUCACGGGAUGAAGAAGAGGAAGGUGAUGAUGAUGAUGAUGAUUACUAUUAUUCUGAAGAUGAUGAUGAAGACGAGGAAGACGAUGAUUUCGACAGCCUGGAAGAAGAAAAUGAACGUAUUAUUGAGGCACUAUCAGCCGGAGUUGGUAAUUUGAAAAUGGAUAAACUAGGCAAUUAUAUUUUGGACGAAUGA